AUGGAGGCGUGGUUUAACCAAACAGAGAAACAUGGACUGCCAGCGCAGCGGGCGGCAACAGAGGGUGAAAACGAAUAUUUUCCACAAGAUGCCCACACGGUGACACAUACCGCCAAGAUGGGUGGGCAUGCAGAACGGCCAUUUACGGCGUUGGGGGCUCAACCCCAGGUGGGGGUGCGAGGAAUUCAAGCGCUGAAGAAUAAGUUCGUGGAAAAGGGUUUGCGACCAGAAGAAAAAUAUCCGGACCUUCGAGGGCGCCUUGGAGUAUUUAUUGGAGACCUCCCCAGAACAGCUGCCGGCGGCUUAUCGCGGCCUCUUCCAGUUACCCAUGAAGCCUGCUUUUGGCUUUUGCCAGGCGUGGGGCAAUUUUGUGGCAUGGAUUUACGCUAUCCGCCGCGAGGGCAUGUCGGCCGAACUGACGCAAUUGGGCAGACGUUUAUAUUAUCAGCUUCGGGCGCCUCAGGCGGCGAAGGAAAACCCCGGAGUCAACAUCCAAACUCUUGUCAACGCCAUCCGCAAUCCCAGAAAAGAAGAAAACCCUGUUUUUCAGCUGGUGCAGAGAGCGAAAAAACAUCCCGCCCAUCCCCCGAGAUAUGCACGAUGUGUUCGAUUUGGCCGCACAGGGCAUUACAGCACAACUUGCUAUGUGCAGGUAAAAAAGACUCCGUUUAA
This is a messenger RNA of Trypanosoma grayi, 672 nucleotides long. RefSeq lists its product as hypothetical. The record is from RefSeq and is a predicted model, not a curated record. Lineage: Eukaryota; Euglenozoa; Kinetoplastea; Trypanosomatida; Trypanosomatidae. The coding region runs from base 1 to 672 and encodes 223 amino acids. The transcript has a single exon.